Spea bombifrons (plains spadefoot toad) is the source of this 1005-nucleotide messenger RNA. Its product is annotated as zinc finger-containing ubiquitin peptidase 1-like. The transcript has 8 exons. The record is from RefSeq and is a predicted model, not a curated record. The coding region runs from base 1 to 1005 and encodes 334 amino acids. Lineage: Eukaryota; Metazoa; Chordata; Amphibia; Anura; Pelobatidae.
AUGGAGCAAAAGUAUGUUCUACAAUUGGCAAGGCAACUCCAGGAUGAGGAAGACCAACAUCGAAGAGCUAAAGAGAUGGAAGAAUUCCAGAAGCUGCAGAGACAAUUUGGCAUGGACAAUAGAAUGCAACCUAUGGAUUUUCACCUACACAAAGCGCAGAUGAUGGAAACUUUAGCUACGGGCAUAGAUGAUGGAAGAACAAAGACUUCAGGGGUUUUAGAAGUGCUACACAGGUAUUAUCACAGCUCAGCACCUGAAGUGAACAGGGUCUGGCUUUGUUCACAUUUGGACCAUUUCAGCAACUCUCUAGGAGACAAGGGAUGGGGUUGCGGCUUUCGGAAUUUCCAAAUGCUCCUUUCUUCUCUGAUGACAACUGACUCUUACAAAAACCAUUUACAAGCAAACUUUUCACCAGGUUAUAGGUCAAUACCUUGUAUCCCAAGGAUUCAGCUUAUGAUUGAAGACUCCUGGAAGGAAGGCUUUGAUCCUCAUGGUGCCUCACAUUUUAAUGGCAAAUUGCAUGGCACCAAAGCUUGGAUUGGUGCAUGUGAAAUUUACUGCGUGCUGACAUCACUUCGACUAAAGUGUCGAAUUAUUGACUUCCAUAAGCCAAGUAGUCCAUCCGGAACACAUCCUCUUUUGUUCGACUGGGUUCUGAACUACUAUUCUUCUAAUGCCCCAAAUAGUGAUCGAGUGGUUUGUACCUCAAAGCCUGCCAUUUAUCUUCAGCAUCAAGGUCAUAGUCGUACCAUAGUUGGAAUAGAAGAGAGAAAAAAUAAGAGCUAUUGCCUGUUACUAUUUGAUCCUGGUUGUCCUCAUGAAAAUAUGUGCAAGCUUUUGAAGCACAAUAUGGAUAGUGCAGCUCUUAAACCACUUCGGAAAUUUCCAGGGAGCUUGAAACAUAAGCAAUACCAGAUAGUGGCCGUCGAAGGAGUUCUGUCUGCAGAAGAAAAAGCUGUUUGUCUCCAGAUGACGAAAACUUUCAAAGCAGAGAGAAUUCCAUAA